AUGCAGCUUGCUGAUCCUCGCUUCUUUGAGCCGAAUCGCAUCGAUGCUAUCAUCGGAGCCGAAGUGUACUAUCGUCUACUGCUAGAAGGUUUCGUCGACCUCGGACCGGAACUACCCCAGUUGAAGGAAACGGUAAGGGUCGGUGUGUGUGAUAUAGUAUCCGGAAAAGUGAAAACGGUGGACUCGAGCCUGUCUGCCACCACGCUAGUCUGCAGCAACGCAGAUUUGGAGAUUCAGCUUGCUCGCUUCUGGGAAGUUGAGUCGUGCAAUAGCAACGAGACCUUCUUCACGGAAGAACGGAAAUGCGAAACUCAUUUUGCCGCCACCACAAUUCGAGACUCCACUGGAAGAUUCGUUGUGUCAUUGCUGAAGAAACCAGAUGUUCUGGACAGGUUGGGAGACUCUCGUUCCAUCGCAAUUCGGCGCUUUUUGUCCCUGGAACGACGACUUCAGCCGAAUCGUUCACUGUUGGAGGCGUACACCGAUUUCAUACUGGAGUACGUUCAUCUAGGUGGACACAUGGCACCGAUCGAUGCUAGCGCAGAAGUUCCCGGGCAGAAGUCCUAUUAUAUGGCUCACCAUUGCAUAGUUCGACCGGAGAGUGUCACGACGAAACUCCGAGUCGUCUUAGAUGCGUCGUGCCCCACUGAUACUGGUGUUUCGCUGAAUGACACACUGAUGGUGGGUCCAGUUGUCCAGGACGAGUUGUAUAGCAUCAUCCUACGGUUCAGACUUCCUCGCUUCGUCAUCGUCGCUGAUUUGCAGAUAAUGUACCGGCAAGCGUUGGUAUCUCCGUCUGAUCGGCCCUUGCAACGUAUUUUGUUUCGAUUGUCACCGUCGGACCCCCUCCAAACUUUCGAACUGCUGACAGUUACGUAUGGUACGGCGGCAGCUCCAUACCUGGCGACACGUUGGCUCCAGCAACUCGCCUCUGACGGCGAAUCGACUCACCCAAAGGCCGCAGAGGUGGUGUCAAAAGACUUCUACAUUGACGAUCUGCUUACAGGAGUGGCAUCGGAAGAAGAAGGCGUUGAUCUUUGCCGAGAGCUGAUUGAUCUCUAG
Messenger RNA from Aedes albopictus (Asian tiger mosquito), 1062 nucleotides. RefSeq lists its product as uncharacterized. The transcript is spliced from 2 exons. The record is from RefSeq and is a predicted model, not a curated record. Lineage: Eukaryota; Metazoa; Arthropoda; Insecta; Diptera; Culicidae. The coding region runs from base 1 to 1062 and encodes 353 amino acids.